Molecule: messenger RNA, 814 nt
Organism: Dacryopinax primogenitus
Lineage: Eukaryota; Fungi; Basidiomycota; Dacrymycetes; Dacrymycetales; Dacrymycetaceae
Exons: 3
Coding region: 1-741 (246 amino acids)
Source: RefSeq, a predicted model, not a curated record
AUGUGGUCUACCAACACGUAUCUUCCUCCUGCUCGAGGCUUCUCAGAUCCCACAAAGCCUGUGCCUAAUUUACCCUCUGCGCAAGACUACAAGGAUGACGAUAUUCUCCUCUUUAAUCUCCUAGCUAACAAGCCGCCCACGAUAGAAGAUUUGCGCAAGUACAAAGCUCGCGAUUGGGACAAACUCGAGCAUCUCGAGUCCUUCGUUCGCAUGCGCAAGUCCCAGCACGUGGAUGAGCUCUCAGUUGUUCAUGCCGCCCGAGCGAAAGCGUUUGCGGAACUCGAACGUCAGCUGUUCCUCGCCACCCCCUCUCGGGACACGUCCGAUUCUGAGCUACUCGCCGCAGUAGAAGAGGAGAAAGCGCGCGAGAAAGAGGUCCUAGAUCGGAGGUGGCGCAGGAUAGAACAGAUCGUCAACGAGACCUAUUGGCGGGAGGUACUGGAGAAGGAGAAGAAGAUCGAGCAGAUUAUCGCUGAUCCGCAACCGAAGAACUACCCUCCUGUGCGCGUACCUCGGAGCUGGGAUGAACUGAAGAUGUACCCGGAAUAUAUGAAGCUAGAUCUUGCGAGGCUGCUGUAUCGACAUGCGGAGAAUAAGCUGUUCAAGGCCCAACUUCGGGACAGUAAGUGGCACAAGGAUAAAGAAGUAGCAGAUUUCGACACUGCCAGGGAUUUGUAUAAAAAAGAGAGGGUCUUCAAAGAGUAUCUGGAAAGGAACUACAAGGUUAUCCGGGAUUGGUGACCUAUCCGUGGGAGAUACUCGGGACCAGCAUGAUAACCAUUCCAAAGGAUAUACCUCACGAUGUAUACUACCC